UCUCUGCGACAGUUACUAUUUUAAUUUUUAACCUAAAAUAAAUUUUACAAAUGCGUAAAAGUUAAAAGUUGUGUUAAUUAGGUUUUUGUUGUUGAGGAAAAUGUUAGCAAUACAAGAUUAUGGUAGUAGCGACGAAGAAAAAGAAAAAAGUGAAACAAUACCUUUGCAUUUACAAACAGAAACAAAUGAAAAGUUUUCUGUAAAAAACCAGUUAACUGUCUGUGCAGCACCUAUCAUUGCUUCCGCAAAUUUAGAAGAUCGCGUACACGUUCCCCAAAUGGCUACGGAAGUGCUACACAAUCCCAAAUAUGAAGAUUUGUUUGCUCCUGUUGUUGGACCUGAAAACCCGUUUAAAACGAAGCAAAUGAUGGCAGAAAAAAAUAUGUUAUCUGGCUAUAUAGAACCUGCAUUUAUCAACGAAUUUCAAUUUGAAAAUCAGAGACGCACAUUUAAUAGUUUCGGAUAUGCAUUAGAUCCUGCUGUUAAUGAUAACGAUGAAGGCAAUAAGAUCAUUGGAUCUGUGGAAUUGGCACAAGAGAUGUAUGGUAAAACAGUAUUUGAAAGCACAAAGCUACGACCUACGGAUAAAAGGAAACGAAAAAAAAACAAUGAUCCUAGCGAUAUUGAUAACUUUUUAGGUCCUUGGGGUGGGUACGAAAAUGAGCAGAGAGUGGUGAAACCUUCAGAUGUAGAAGCGGUGGAGCUUGAGGAAUUGGUAGCAAAGAGAAACAAGAAGGGUAAGACGACAGAUGAAGCUCCGAUUGAGGAAAAGACAAUAUUGCAUAUUGAAGACGCUUUGGAUUAUCAAGGGCGAUCAUUCUUGCACCCUCCUCAAGAUGUGGGGGUUAAUUUGAAAUCUGAUAAUCCUCCUGAAAGAUGUUUCCUCCCGAAGGCCCAUAUUCACACAUGGUCUGGGCAUACGAAGGGGAUUGCGGCUAUCCGUUGGUUUCCAAGAACAGCUCAUCUAAUGUUAUCUGCCAGUAUGGAUUGUAGGAUAAAGUUGUGGCAUGUUUACAAUGAUAGGCAAUUAAUUAGAACGUAUCAUGGACAUCGUCAGGCUGUUAGAGAUAUAAACUUCAACAAUUCGGGAAAAGUAUUUUUAUCAGCUGCAUAUGAUCGCUACAUAAAAAUGUGGGACACAGAAACAGGACAGGUUGUGGCUCGAUUCACAAGUAGAAAAAUUCCUUACUGUGUCAAAUUUAAUCCAGACCGGAAUAAACAGCAUCUAUUUGUAGCAGGCACUUCCGAUAAAAAAAUUAUAUGCUGGGAUACAAGGUCUGGCGAUAUAGUUCAAGAAUAUGAUCGACACUUAGGCGCAGUAAACACAAUUACAUUCGUGGACGAGAGCCGCAGGUUCGUAACAACCUCAGAUGACAAGAGUUUGCGUGUUUGGGAAUGGGACAUUCCUGUUGACAUGAAGUAUAUUGCUGAUCCUACAAUGCACUCGAUGCCAGCUGUAACACCUGCCCCUAAUGGCAAAUGGUUAGCAUGUCAAAGUAUGGAUAACAAAAUUGUUAUCUUUUCUGCUUUAAAUCGAUUCAAAAUGAACAGGAAAAAAGCCUUUACUGGGCAUAUGGUGGCUGGUUAUGCGUGUACUUUAGAUUUUUCUCCAGAUAUGAGUUAUCUUGUAUCUGGAGAUGCAGACGGGAAAUGCUACAUAUGGGAUUGGAAAACUACAAAAUUGUACAAAAAAUGGAAAGCUCAUGACAAUGUGUGUAUUAGUGUGUUGUGGCAUCCGCAUGAAUCGAGCAAACUUGUCACUGCAGGCUGGGAUGGAUUAAUUAAGUAUUGGGAUUAAGUUCUUAAUUGAAAAACAUGUUUAUGUACAUAUUUGUUUAAAUAGAUUUAACUUUUUUUAAACA
Molecule: messenger RNA, 1862 nt
Organism: Photinus pyralis (common eastern firefly)
Lineage: Eukaryota; Metazoa; Arthropoda; Insecta; Coleoptera; Lampyridae
Product: pre-mRNA-processing factor 17
Exons: 8
Coding region: 101-1798 (565 amino acids)
Biological process (GO): mRNA splicing, via spliceosome
Cellular component (GO): catalytic step 2 spliceosome
Molecular function (GO): protein binding; mRNA binding
Source: RefSeq, a predicted model, not a curated record